AUGAACAAAUUGCUGGCACUGGUACUUCUUGCUGCGUAUACCGCAGCAGGACCUGCGAGCGUUUCCACGCAGCCGUCUCAGGAUCUGAAUUGUUUGGAGCACGACAAUGAGUUCUUCAGCUGCAUCUUCGUGAAGACCAUCAGUGCUCUCGACAGAGCGGCUCGAUCGAGGGACAUCAAGAUCAUCGACGGCGUCACUUUCGUACGAGACACCCCGAUGGACCGCAUUGGUAAAAAUUUAAAAACAAACGAAGAGGAGAUCAUGAAUGAAUUACCACACGAGAGCUCUGACAGAGCGAUAAAACUUGCCAACAUGCUGUAUGAUUCGGUCGUCUCUUUUAUAAAGAGUCACAGCUUGAAACUUAGCAUGCCCGAAGGUUCGGUCUCUCGCGCCCUGGUUGAAGGACGUGCCAAGAUCAAGAAAAUGGUUCUACCACUGAUUGCCGCAGCGGGUCUCAAAAUUUUUGCGUUGGUACCGAUCUUGCUCGGCGGCUUAGGUCUGCUGGCUGUGAAAGCUUUAAUCUUCGGUAAAAUCGCCUUAGUCGUUGCCGGUAUCAUGGCAUUCCAGAAGCUUUUCGGUGGUACCAAUGUGGCUAGCAGUUUCUUCAAUAAGAGUCCCGCGCCUGUUUGGUACGACAGUGGCGUCGCAGGAAGUUGGGCCACUGGUGGGUCUCCAGGAUUACAGCACCAAGGAUAUAGAAGCUUCGACAAGGCUGACGCGAAAGUCGACGCCCAUGAUUUGGCAUAUUCAGCGCACGCACCGGUUGCCAACGGUACCGAUUAA
Temnothorax curvispinosus is the source of this 783-nucleotide messenger RNA. RefSeq lists its product as uncharacterized. Bases 1 to 783 code for a protein of 260 amino acids. The transcript has 3 exons. The record is from RefSeq and is a predicted model, not a curated record. Lineage: Eukaryota; Metazoa; Arthropoda; Insecta; Hymenoptera; Formicidae.